AUGCCCUCUAAGGAGGUAAACAACCCCUCUAGCCAGGGUGCUGAGCAACAGCCCGGCACGGAUAUGGAGAUGAAACUCAAGGACGAGGCCGCUAGGCGAGCAAUGCUGGAUGACCUCGGAAUUUCGCGCAUCGAGAACCUACCGCUCGAUACCGGCAAUCGAAAUCAGCAGUUUCACCACCCGCCGCCGCCGCCUUCACGACGGCUACCCUCGCAAGGGAUGAGAUUCGACGAGGUCUGGGAAGCUGCCAUAAACUCCGGGGUGUUCAAUGAUGAUGACGCCGAAGGGGUUAGGGGUUUGGACGAUCUUGGCGGCGGCAGGCUUUAUGAUAACACCUCAACCGGUGUGUCGCGGGGUGCUCUUGUGGGCAACAUGACCAUGUCCAUUCUCAACCAGCGCAAUGCCCAGCCCGGCGGAAGGAAAAAGAAGAAGAAGUCUGCCAGUCCUCUUCAACAGCAGCUACAUAUGGUCGUCCUUAAACAGCAGGGCCCUCCCGCUCAGAAUGGCACGGUCAGGCGGCCUGCAUCUUCCACAACAGCUCGGCCCAACCCGAAGGGAGUUUCACUUGCGAAUACCGCCAAGAUUCCUCGCCGAGAGAACAUCUCGAACCUGACCAUAUCUGAAUCCUCCAAGGAAUGGGUUGAUCCGGACACCCCCCUCCCAGUCCACAUCGCCAACAUCAUUUACAGGGUUGGUGUUAGGUUCUCAAGCCGAGAUAUUGAUCCUGCGAUGCCGGCAGUUGCAGUGCUAUCGGCUGCUAAGAGGCCUGAGAUGGGGGUCUUUCAAGUUGUUCUCCGCAGCCGUGUUCAAUGCCAUUGGACUAUCGCUACCUGGGACGAUUAUUUCACUGGGGCAGACAACCACUUGAGCGUCACAUUCCGAGAUGGGCACAGCAUUCACGGUUACCAGCUUUACUUCAAAACCUCGGUUGAGUUGGUGAAGUUUAUAACUACCGUCAAGGAUCUUCAGAACGGUGAAUAUCUACACACCGUGGAUAUUCCGGCGACCGCGGCACAGGACCCGGCCCCGGCCGGGGCCGCAAGCAGGCGCUCCACCGAGAUGCCUGCUGCCCAUGUGGCGAUCAAUGGUCGCACAGCAGAGACAUCGGCUCUGGACCCUGCCGAGUCCCUUUUAGAGCUGUCCGAAGCCCCCGUCAGGGAGGUCGCGAAGAGGUUUCCUGUGGCGGAUACGUCUCUGUUGGAUUCACCGAUUCCUGCGGAUGAGUUUGAUAGGAUGUCCCAGGCCACCCACGAAGUGGACAGCGAAAGUGCUGCUCCGGACCAGCCGUUGUUCCAGAAGUCCGACAUGCUUUCUGUCAUUGGUGCCAACCACGCGAGCGACAAGACUCCCGGCGGGCAUGCAAUCCAAUCAUUCCGCGACGCCGUCGUCAACACCGCCCGCACGGUGUUCCAAUUCUUCUGCUACAGUGGUGCUGGCGGCAAGACAGUGACUGAGCAUGAAUUUCGCGAAACGGCUGAGGGCGUCAAGUCAGGCGUCCUGCAGUACAUGAUCCAAGAGGCCAAGCAAGGAGGGCUUGGAAAGAAAGAAUUGGAGACGCUUGAAGAUGCAAUCAAUGAGGUCCUAAGGUCCAAAGUUCAGUCGCGACUUGUGUACUCCAUCGAGGACUUGUUGUCCAUGAGGAGUAACGCUACCAAGCCGCCGGGAUGUCUAGCAGAUAUUCCGUACCUACCGAAACCUGUCAAGCGUCAGGUCAGCGCCUCCUCGACGGCGAACAGCGUCCAUCGACAAAACGCUGCCAAUAGACAGGCUGCAGCCUCCAUCGACGACACGCAAAAGACUUUGAGUAAGAGUGGAAGUGAUGAGGACAAGGAAAAGACGUCUGGAUCUGGGUUCGCCAGCCGUCAGACCCCUGUGUCGGAGACGAGCUCAUUCGAUGCUAGUAGUCUUCAAGACAAGGGACUUCGAGGCUCCCGCUGGGCGUCUGGCACUGCUGAUGUCAAACAUCCGGAUUACUUCACCGGCCCGAAGUAUGAGAAGGUUGGGGGGCGGAGCUAUCUGAACGAUCUUGCGCAGCUUUCGCCUGGCGUUGCGGUUACCACCGGAACGGAAGAUCUUGUGGACUUAUUUUUUCCACGCCCAGAGGAGGAGAAUCACCAUCUGGAUCCUGUUGAAUCUCGAACCCUUUUCAGCUACGACCAGGGACCUACAGCGGCGCCGUCGGGUCCAGGGGAGCACACUGGAACCGAGAUUUCCACUCCAUCGAAGGCCGAUAAUAUGGAAACCUUACGCCUCGAGAUGUCGCGUCUCUCAAUCUGGUCUCCCGCUGCCCCUAGUUCUGAAAACAUUGGCACAGUUGCUCCUGUGAGACCUUCUGGGCCCAACUCUUCGAGCCGUGCCCUAAUGGAGUUGUGUUCUCAACCGGCGUCGACCGAGCCGACUAAGCCGAAUGGUAUAUCCACAGUCAAGAAGGUACCGCGCCCGACACAAAUGCUGUACGCGCCCCCUCCAGCCCAGGCUAGUAGGUUGGCGAAUACCGCGACCACUUCGACGGUGCCCCCUCUUGAGGUGUUGCAGCCCCUUAUGGCCCAGACAAAGGCCGCUGAGCACUCGGAAUCACCGUCACCUCAGGUGGUUCCCCAAGCCGUGCCCAAAAUGCGUGGUCUUGCGGCGUCGAGGCACAGCUCCGGUGUGGCCCCGUCGAGCUCUGGAAAUUUCAACUUCCAUCUUCCUCGUUAG
Messenger RNA from Dichotomopilus funicola, 2697 nucleotides. RefSeq lists its product as uncharacterized. The record is from RefSeq and is a predicted model, not a curated record. The coding region runs from base 1 to 2697 and encodes 898 amino acids. The transcript is spliced from 4 exons. Lineage: Eukaryota; Fungi; Ascomycota; Sordariomycetes; Sordariales; Chaetomiaceae.